Molecule: messenger RNA, 612 nt
Organism: Kwoniella mangroviensis CBS 8507
Lineage: Eukaryota; Fungi; Basidiomycota; Tremellomycetes; Tremellales; Cryptococcaceae
Exons: 4
Coding region: 1-612 (203 amino acids)
Source: RefSeq, a predicted model, not a curated record
AUGGAAUCGAGAUUACGCAAACAGCUAGGUCUAGUUAGGUGUUUAUCUAAUUCCGAUAUCGAAAUUAACAAGACCAAGGAAGAGGUAUUAGACAUGCGCAAAAGGUGGAAGAGUAUUGAUGCUGAGAACUAUAAGAAUGUUAGAUUACCUUUGGUGUUUAGGGGGAUAUUACCUUAUGGGAGGUAUGAGCAGAGAGAUUUGGGUAUUACUGGAGCUACAAGGCCUUUCUACGUUCCAGCUAUUACCUAUGAAGUUGAAUCUCACUGGAUAUCAUCGUUAUUCAAAGACGACCCUUUCUUCAACCUGCCAAAAAGCAAGAAAGAAUGUCUGGAAGAGAUCAAGGCAGAUAACAAUUUCACACGAGCUAGAUACCCAGGAAUUGAUCCUUAUGAAUGUAUACCCUCCGGUACUUACUUUUCAGGAUUCAACGAUCUCUCCUAUACACGUGUACUGCUGCGAGAUAUGUCUUUGGACCCCUGGAGGCAGAAAUCGAAUGCACGUUGGUGGAAAUUCUGGGGUAACGAAAAGGGGUGGUUGGACGUUCGGGUCAAUCCUGAACAAUAUGCUACUUUAGGUGAAGAGAGGAGGAUGUUGAGAGAGAAGACUCAAUGA